Cryptotermes secundus is the source of this 5869-nucleotide messenger RNA. RefSeq names its product PAN2-PAN3 deadenylation complex subunit PAN3 (gene PAN3). The record is from RefSeq and is a predicted model, not a curated record. NCBI's taxonomy places the organism in Eukaryota, Metazoa, Arthropoda, Insecta, Blattodea, Kalotermitidae. Gene Ontology annotation, molecular function: poly(A) binding; protein kinase activity; ATP binding. The coding region runs from base 455 to 2500 and encodes 681 amino acids. The transcript is spliced from 13 exons. Gene Ontology annotation, cellular component: PAN complex; P-body. Gene Ontology annotation, biological process: protein phosphorylation; mRNA processing; nuclear-transcribed mRNA poly(A) tail shortening.
UAAACUGCGCACGCAGCUUGUGAACAAGACAGCAAGAGAGAGAACAGAGUAGGAGAGCUUUUGUUUGGGAAUGUUAGAUGGAAUUAAUAAGCCGCGUCAAUAUUUAAGUAAAAUGCUUCGAUAUCUGACAUUUCCCUGUAGCAAGUGAUAUACCAGAUUCAUGUUCAGUUUGUAUUGCUUAAUUUUAUUCAUGUGAGAAGUGUGUGAGGGGAGUCAUGGACAAUAUAUCUAGUAGCUUGAGAAAACCAGCUGUGCCUGUGGAUGGUUGUUACCGCAUAAUACUUACGUACCGGCGGUUGGUGGUUUAGAGCCAAGUAUUUUCAUCACAGUAGAAAGGAAUUGAAGGAUGUCGCUGUUUGUCAUGUACAAGAAACUGGACCGCCUUGCUGUUUGCCAAAUUAAAGGAUGAAGUAUACUGAUAUUGACAUUUUUCUACACUGGCUGUGGGGAAAGAAUGGAUCCCAUGUUUUUAUCAUAUUCUCAAGCUAAUGGGGUGCCGCAAGAGUCAAAAUUAGCAACAUACAUGAAUCGACAGAAUACCAGCACACCAACGAGUAAUGUUAGUCAGUCCAUCACCAAGAACUUGGCUGGUCUCACUCUAGACACUCCAGUAUCAUUGAAAAAGGUUACCCCUCAGGCACCUGAGUUUGUGCCAGCAGCAGGAGGUGGAGGAACCACUGGCAACACUGCAACAAGGAGUGGUUCUCCUGAUUUCCUCAACUCAUUCACUGGCAUGCCCGGUUCAGGGGGUCCCCAGGCGACAUUUGGGGGCAGGCGUAGGAGUACUGAGAGUCCUGUCCCAGUGUCUCCACAGUUAACACCUCAACCCUCACCUCCAUUGAACAAUUGUUCCCCUACUUCUGCACUUGACAAAACACCCAUAACUCCUGUAUCGACUUACCAGGAGAAUGUUGGUGGUACAACAUAUUUCUAUCCAACAACUGUGGCAGUAGCUGCAGCAGCAAGUGCAGGAGAUGCUGCAGGCCUAAACAGCAGUGGUCUGAGUACAGGUAGCCCUGUGGUGCCCUCUAUAGUAUUGCCAAGCUUUCAUAUGUACCCUGGCACACCUACACACCUGGCCACCAUUAAAGGGAAGCCUCCAUCUUCAGGUGGAUUUUAUGUGGCCAAUGAAAUACGUAUGGAAGCACUGCAUAGAAAUGCUCUUGUGCUGGUCCAGCCCGAUCCAGAACAGUUCCCAGACUUACCAAGCGAGAUUGACAACUAUCAUGAAUUGUGUCCAUUGAAACCAGUUCCAUCAAAUCCCAUGCACAAAAGCCAGCUGCUGGGUUACCCCAUGUCCACGUACAAGGCUACCAACACUAAGACUGGAGUUCGCUAUUGCCUACGCAGAGUGCAUGGAUUUCGGCUACCUAAUACAAAAUGCAUGGGUCUGGUCGACAUGUGGAAGCGUCUGCAACAUUCCAACAUUGUUCAGUUACGGGAAGUUUUUACAACUAAGGCUUUUGGAGAUUACUCAAUGAUAUUUGUGUAUGACUAUCAUCCUGGUUCAGAGACCCUGUUAAUGAAGCACUUCUCACCUUCGGAACCACUGAAUGGAUACGCAGAUCCCUUCUCAGCUGACCCAACUGCACCACGGCCGUACAGUCACCAAAAGAAUGCCCUUUUAAGGCAACAGCAUGGAGGUGGCAGUGGAAUGCUACCUGAAGGUGUCAUCUGGAAUUACAUCAUUCAACUGACAUCUGCACUCCGAGUGAUACAUGCAGCUGGUCUUGCUUGUCGCACUCUUGAUCCUACCAAAAUACUGUUAACAGGACGUUCUCGCCUUCGUCUCAGUAGUCUUGCGAUCUCUGAUGUGCUCACCUUUGACUCCACUUCCCCAAACCCCUUACAGCUCAUGCCACAUUUUCAGCAAGAAGAUCUGACUGCAUUAGGGAAAGUGAUCCUAGCACUUGCAUGCCGAUCACUUAUGGCUGUGCAACGAGAAAACAUGCAGACAUCAUUGGACCUGGUUUCUCGCACAUACUCAAAUGACUUGCGAAAUGUAAUCAUGUACUUGUUAACAAACCAACAGCAACAGCAGCACAGGAGUGUGACGGACCUAAUGCCUAUGAUUGGUGCAAGAUUUUACACUCAGUUGGAUGCCAUUCAGAUCCGAUCAGAUGUGCUAGAGAAUGAGGUGUCCAAAGAAAUGGAGAAUGGCCGCCUCUGCAGGCUCCUGGUUAAACUUGGAACUGUUAACGAACGUCCAGAAUUGAGUUUGGAUCCAACAUGGGCAGAGACUGGUGAUCGCUAUAUGCUCAAGCUGUUCCGUGACUAUGUGUUCCAUCAGGUUACAGAAGAUGGCCGGCCAUGGCUUGACAUGUCGCAUGUUGUGCAAUGCCUUAACAAACUGGAUGCAGGUGCUCCAGAGAAGGUAUGCCUCAUGUCUCGUGACGAGCAAAGCAUUCUUGUGGUGAGCUAUGCAGAAUUGAAGCAGUGUUUGGAGCAGUCUUUUGAGGAGAUUCUUAGUGCCGCCGCAAAGCCAGAUCAGAUAGUAUAGAUGGUGAUAGUCAACUACCACCCAUUACCACCCAUCCUGUAGUGCAUCACGAUUGCCCCCAUCAUUGUAGGGUGGCAUAGUUCUUCCCUUACCUGAGUGACAGAUGGCAAAGGAAGAUUGUAGGACUAUGCAUGCAUGUUGUCUCUGUGCGUGUAUUAGGUAAUGUUUCUCCUCAAAUACAUUGUGUAUGACGAUGUUCCAGAUAUUUUUCUUUCCUUUAUGCUUGAUCAUUUCUGAAACAUGGUUUUGUUAACUGGCUACAAAAAGUGAGCAAGUUUUGCAUUACUUGAGGCAUGUUUAUAACUGCCAUCCAGGGUGCUAUCUCCGGGUUGCAACUAAGAUCUGUUUGGUUGGAGUACCAACAAAGAAACAAGAUUUUUGCUCUUAGUUUUUAUUUUAUUAGUUGUGUAUUAUUUUACACAUCAGUUUUCAGAAGAGAAGAGAAGUGUGGUGUGGGGUUGUGUGUAUGUGUAUGUAUGUGCACAUAUGUAUGAUGAUAGCUCAUUGAUUUGUAAUUAAAUUGGAAAUUGUAUGUGUUUGAGUCUUUUAUUUGUGAGGAAAAGAGGGGCAAGUACUGAGUCUUCCAAGACUUGGGCAGUUUGCCUCACAUAAAGUUUACAGUAUCACGGGUCUCUAUGGAGAAGUUUAUGUUUUUGUGACAGUGAAAGACUGGUGUUCUAAGCUCAACCAGCCAGAUGACACCCUAUUGUCUGCUGAAUGUAUUUUUUCUAAACAUAUAUUUUUUUGUAAUGGUGAAUUACAAGUGGUUUCUGUGAGUCAAGCACAAAAAUGCACCAAAGGAUGUAAUGUAGCCACCAAGAGGCUGACAUGCAUGAUUACUUAUGUGUUCCAUUUUUCAAAUGACAAGACAAGUGUAAGUGCAUCUGAUAUCCUCCUGACUGAUGUGCAGCUCUUCAAAACGCCUGACGACUGCUUCCCCAAGCAAACAGGAUCGUGAAAAGUUACUACAGGGAGGAGAUUUAUGUAUAAUUUACAUUCCCUUUGAUGCUGCUUAGCUUGGAUAUGAUAAGAUAAACAAAAGCCUUUUUUCAUUACUGAUACAUAUUUCAGGUUUUUCAAAUGUCCUGAGGCACAAGCGUGCAGACAUUUUUGUCACCUCCUGUUUCUCUUUGGUGGCACAAAUCUUUUGAGUAGAGAAUAGUGUGUAUCCUGCUUAAGAAAGAUUUGGUGGACACUUAGCAGGCACCAUUUAUUGUGCAAGGAAGGUGCGGCAUUUCCAUAGCAACAUUUUCAUUUUGUUAUGCCAGCUUUGUUGUGUCAGACCUUUCUCAGCCUUCAUGUACAGUGUAUAUGUGCAUCCUAAUAUUCACUCACAUGAAGGACACAGUUAAGGCUGCAGUUCUAGAGAUUCAGUGAAACAAAAUGGUAAUAUCAGUUUGCUGCUGUGUGUGCGUGCGUACGUUUGUGUGUGUAUGCAGAGUGUGAAAAGGCGGGAUGAAGCAGGUGUAAGAUACUAGUUAAAUUUUAUUUGUGAUAUCUAAAGCAUCAACACAACAGUAUUUUCCAUCCUGUUGAGAUUAAGGUAGACAUGUUUCAGCUGAAUUUAUUGUUAGAAAUAUAAUUCAAGUACUUCCUUGUUACACUCUGCACAUUAUGUGCACCUGCUAGACUACAGUAUAUUGUCUUCCAACUGUGUCUUGCAGUAAGCAGGUGGAAGAGAUUCCAUCCAUGUUGGCCAUGGUGAUGCUGGGCUGCUUUGGUCUAGUUUCAUGAACAUUUACAUAAUCAUAAACUUGGGUUAGUAGUGAAAUUGUGUGUAUAAAAUAAGUGACAGGAUAGAACAUGUAACUGUAAUCAGUUUAGGAUGAACAUACAGAAAUGAGUUGGCCUGUAGUGGCCCCUAAAACAGAAACCUGUUGUAGUAUCAGCUGCAGCAUUUGCCAUGCGUUAUAUGAUAUUUUUUCUACAUAUUACAGGAGAUAUUAUGAGCCACCAGCUGCCCGUGAUAAAUGCUCAGAUAGUGUACAAUGUAAUGGCACUGCCAGUGGUACAGAACUGUAAAAGUAAGCUCUGUUUUGUAACAUUGUUAGUCCAUCUGGGCAUCCAUUUGUUGUGUAGGGGAAUGCAUUUUGUGCGUAAAUUUCACUUUCAGCCUCACACAUUCUGUGAACUGAAAAACAUUUACAGAAUUUGUUUUUGUAGCCCAUCACAGUUAUUAUUGCUCCUCACAAUACAGUAUCAAACAGAAACAUAGAAUAUAUAUAUACACACACACACCACUGAAGUAUUAAUAUUUCAGAAUCAUUAAAAAAUUUAAUUGCAAAAGUGCUUUGCACCAGAGGUAGCCUGAUGAAUUUCCAGCUGGCUUUUUAUAUGUUUAAUUGUACCUAGCCAACGUGUAGCAAGAUUUCAUACUUUGUUAAUUUCCUCCCUCCCCAGAAAUGUUUCUGCUUGAGUGGGCUAGGAAGGUUAAGAAGAUUCGGUCCAAUAAUGAAGUUCAAGAGAUUGGUAUCUGUAUUCUGUUCUUAUGACAAUCUAAAAUUGGAUUCACAUUUCAUUGCUUUUAGAACACAUUAUCUGUAAUGUAUGAGGAUCUGAUUUACUCACAGUAACAACAAUAAUAAUUAUGAUGAAAUUCCAUUUAGUUUAUUGUAGAUCCUCAGAAUGUUCACAUAGUAGAUAAAAUAUUUGUCUGUGAGGCUUUGGCGCUCUAGGAAAUAUUCUAUCCUGUCUCAGCUAUUGUACAUGCAACUGUCGUAUCAAUAAAUUUGUUAAUAAAUAGGAAAAUGAAUAUUUAAAUCAUAUUUUUUAUUGUAUGUGUAGUGUAUGUUUUGGCAAAUUAUUGUAUGUAGAAGCUCUGGUGGUUUUGAUACUGAUGCAUAUGAGCUGUAUGUAUCAGCUUCAGAAAACUAUGAUAUUAUGAACAUUUGCUAUGUUAUUUCAUCAGUAACUCAUCAUAUUGCUUUGUCACUGUACGUAUCUCAGUACUGGAAUUGGUUGUAUUAGAUGUGACAUCCCUGUACCUUGAGACAAGAUAUGAUACAGCCCAACAUGUACCAUGCACAGAUUGUCCUGGAUGUAUACAGAAACUGAUCAGUGUGCAGUAUAUUAUUGUGCUGGAGAUACUGCAAUAAUCUGUGAUGAUGACGAGAAAAAGAGAGAGAGAAAGUGCUGACAGAGGUACAUAUCCUAGAAAGUGUGUGUGUGUUGUAAAAACAGUGCAGGAGGUGGAGAGUAUGGGGUCAUACUUGGUUGCAGGAAGAAAUAAUUUACAAGUUGUAGUCCUGGUUUUCCUCCGUUAUGUAGUUUUAAGAUUGGGCUAUGAAAAGGAUAACUGAAUAAUUAUUAUAUAGAAAUUGUAAUUAGUCAUUUUCAUUCAUAAUUACAGGGUUUUUGGACUUUGUCCAU